UUCUAUGCUAAAGACUUUCCGAAAGAAAGCCGUGAAAGUGAGAGUGAUUGAGAGCGGUGUUGUUGACCCCCGUUUGGCCCACACCACACUACAUAUACGAGACGGAGCCACAAGGCAAGGUGUUGAGGAGGUCUAAAGAGGUCUAAGCCCUAAAGAGAGAUACGAGUACUCGUACGAGGAGAAGUAAACGGACACGGAGUAGCAGAAGAAGAAGGAAAAAGGGCAGUCGGCAAUCGCACAGAGAUCCGCUCACCCAUAAGUCCAACAGCCACAAACUGCUCCGGAGAUAGAUGCCCGGCAUAGAUAUAGUGGAGUAAUCCCCAUAAAAGUCAAUGUUCUGGGCGACAUCAAGCGAAAUCAUUUAAUAGGCAGCCGGCAGCUACGUUUUUAUUAAGCAUACGCCGCGUUGCCCAGCCAAAAUCGGAGAAGGAGAAGGUAGAGGAGUACCCUGCCCCACAUAAAUUAGUAAUCAAGCGACACAAAGGCCAAACGCCAAACGCCAGAGGCUGAGCUCUGGGAACUGCGAGCUGGGAGCUGGGAACUGGUGGCUAGGGAGAAACUAAUAAGAGACGACUUAUUCUUAUUGAAAUUAUGAUUAAUGACGGGAAUAUUGCACGACAACAGCGAAGAGUAAAUCAAGGCAUUGUGUGGCAUUAGUUGUGCUUCAUAAUGAUGAGCACAAUGAUCAAGAUGAUGAUGAUGAGCAGCAGCAGCAGUAGCAGCAGAUUAGUGCUGUAUCGCCACCACCUGACGAAUUGAAACCGCGCAAUUCUGGAACACAAGGAACCCCGUUUGAUGGCUUCGUCCGUGCCGGAGUGCGUUGCAGCCGCGGCUGCAGCGGCAGCCCGACGGCGACGCCAUCAGAGCAACCACCGUACACUGAUCUCCACCGCCACACUGACGCUGCUUAUACUCUUCCUCAGCAGCUGGGUGGCCUAUGCAGCGGCCAAGGCGGCUACCACGGCCACCCCACCACGGCUCGAGGAGAGCGGCACGGAGUCGGAGUCGGUCACGAUCACGGACUUCAACAGCAGCAGCGCCUUCCUGGGAGCCGUGGCAGCCGCUUCGUCCUCGGCUUCAGCUUCGGCCUUUACUGCCACCACAGCGCUACCAUACCCAUACUCCUCAGUGUCGCUCAACAGCAGCCCCGUGGCGAUCAUAGCCCAUCAGGGCAUCACCAGCAGCAUUGCGGACAACAACACCACUUUGGGGCCGCUCUCGGACACCCCGUUGCUGAUUGAGGAGUUCGCGGCCGGGGAGUUCGUCCUGCCCCCGCUGCAGUCCAUUUUCGUGAGCCUCGUCUUGCUAAUUGUGAUCCUGGGCACCGUGGUGGGCAACGUCCUGGUCUGCAUCGCCGUGUGCAUGGUGCGGAAGCUGAGGCGCCCCUGCAAUUACCUGCUCGUCUCCCUGGCCCUCUCUGACCUGUGCGUGGCUCUGCUGGUUAUGCCCAUGGCCCUGCUCUACGAGGUUCUGGAGAAGUGGAACUUCGGUCCGCUGCUCUGCGACAUCUGGGUGUCCUUCGAUGUACUCUGCUGCACCGCCUCGAUCCUCAACCUGUGCGCCAUCUCCGUGGACCGCUACCUGGCCAUCACCAAGCCCCUGGAGUACGGCGUGAAGCGGACGCCCCGUCGGAUGAUGCUCUGUGUGAUGGUUGUGUGGCUGGCCGCCGCCUGCAUCUCGCUGCCGCCGCUGCUGAUACUGGGCAACGAGCACGAGGACGAGGACGGAAUGCCCAUCUGUACGGUGUGCCAGAACUUCGCAUAUCAGAUCUAUGCCACGCUGGGCUCCUUCUACAUCCCGCUUUCCGUGAUGCUGUUCGUCUACUACCAGAUUUUCAGGGCUGCCCGUCGAAUCGUCCUCGAGGAGAAACGGGCCCAGACUCAUCUCCAGAAGGCGCUCAACGGCAAGGGCUCACCCACUGCCGCCGAUCCGCCGCUGGGCCACACGGAGCUGGUCAGCGGCAAUGGACAGCGGCACAGCAGCGUGGGCAACACCUCCCUCACAUACUCCACCUGUGGGGGACUCAGCAGCGGGGGCGGGGCCAUCAGUGGCGGUCCUUCUGGGGGACAUCACGGUGGCCACCAUGGCAGCGGGGGCGGUGCGAGCGGCUCCACCGGACUCCUGGGGUCGCCGCACCACAAAAAGCUCCGCUUCCAGUUGGCGAAGGAGAAGAAGGCCUCCACCACGCUGGGCAUCAUAAUGUCGGCCUUCACCGUGUGCUGGCUGCCCUUCUUCAUCCUGGCCCUCAUCCGGCCCUUCGAGACGAUGCACGUGCCACCCUCACUCUCCUCCCUCUUCCUGUGGCUGGGCUACGCCAACUCCCUGCUGAAUCCCAUCAUCUACGCCACCCUCAACCGCGACUUCCGCAAGCCCUUCCAGGAGAUCCUCUACUUCCGCUGCUCCAGCCUGAACACGAUGAUGCGCGAGAACUACUACCAGGAUCAGUACGGGGAGCCGCCCUCGCAGCGGGUGAUGUUGGGGGAUGAGCGGCACGGAGCCAGAGAGAGUUUUCUCUAAGGGAUAAUGGACGCUCAAAGGCAGGGAUGUCGUGUCACGGCAUGGAGACUCUGCUUCCGGGGACAACGAUGACAUCUUUGCUCACUCACUCACUCACUCACAAACACUUAGUCACACACAUACACGCAUAUAAAAAGAGUAUUUGUAUGUAGUAGUGUUAGUAGUGCACCGCCCCCCUACAUACGCAUAUGCACGUGGAUAUGGAUAUGCACGUGCAUGUGUGUAGGUGCGAGAUAACAUAUAUGUAGACGACUCCUCUAAACGUAACUCGUUGUUGUAAUUUUAAAAGGUAGAUCUAUAAGUAUUCACACGUACACAUACACACGGUUGUAACUGUGACAGGUUUCUACGGUUCCUUUUAUGUUUCGAAAACAAUCAGCACCGGAAAUGAGCCACAAUCGUUAUCGAAUCUAUCUGAUAUCCUAUCCUCCCUGGUUCCCCUAGUAGGCCACUCCCCAAUCGCUAGAGAUACUCAAAACAGAGCCAAAAAUUAACCUAAUUAAUAAUCUAGAUACGUAUCGAUAACCUACUACGAUAUAAUUAUGUUCUGUGCAAGGACCCAAGCAUUCUCUGUAAAUACGGUUCAAGGGCUCUGUUUCUAUACAUAAUAAACAUAUACGAUUAUACUAUAUAUAUUGUACGAGUGCUCAAGGGAGAACUACACUACCUAUAAUAUUGUACUAUAUUUUGUAACUUUCUGCAUUAGUCCUUCGUUGUAUUUUGUAUGAAAAAGUCACGCCUCUCUGUGAUACCAAACAUUAAGCAUUAUCGUACUCUUAUGUUUAGAUUGAAGAAUCGAAGCUGCAUCAGACGUAACGGAACGGAACGGAACACACGCAACACCUACUUAUACAAACAAACAUUUAGAUAUAGUCUCUACUAAGUGUGCAUGUUUUUAUUGUAUAUGAUAUGUAAUGUAUGUAAUGAUAUUCACAAGAAACCAAACCAAAACACAAGCGAAAGAUAAACUAUCAAAACUAUUUACAUACAUACCACACCAAACCACACCCCUACCGCACUCAUGAGACGAAGCCAUGACAAGAAACUAAGCUAAAGCCCAGAUAAUAUUGCAGAACUAGAGUUCUCUAUGAAAACUACAAACAUAACAUCAAAUAUUAUAGUAACUAUAACAAAACAAAACAAAAGCUUACCAAACUGCAGAACUGCAUUUGAAAACUGUUUUUCCAAAGAGCGCAGGUGCAGGUGCAGAAGUUAAUGCAUCAAAUAAAAGGCAAACCGU
Drosophila persimilis is the source of this 3757-nucleotide messenger RNA. RefSeq names its product 5-hydroxytryptamine receptor 1 (gene 5-HT7). Gene Ontology annotation, molecular function: G protein-coupled amine receptor activity. The record is from RefSeq and is a predicted model, not a curated record. Gene Ontology annotation, cellular component: membrane. Bases 796 to 2517 code for a protein of 573 amino acids. The transcript has 4 exons. NCBI's taxonomy places the organism in Eukaryota, Metazoa, Arthropoda, Insecta, Diptera, Drosophilidae. Gene Ontology annotation, biological process: adenylate cyclase-activating adrenergic receptor signaling pathway.